AUGCAGAUCUUUGUGAAGACCUUGACUGGGAAGACCAUCACCCUGGAGGUGGAGCCAAGCGACACCAUUGAGAACGUCAAGGCCAAGAUCCAGGACAAGGAAGGCAUUCCUCCUGACCAGCAGAGGCUGAUCUUUGCUGGCAAGCAGCUGGAAGAUGGCCGCACGCUUUCCGACUACAACAUCCAGAAGGAGUCCACCCUCCACCUGGUCCUGCGUCUGCGUGGUGGGAUGCAGAUCUUUGUGAAGACCUUGACUGGGAAGACCAUCACCCUGGAGGUGGAGCCAAGCGACACCAUUGAGAACGUCAAGGCCAAGAUCCAGGACAAGGAAGGCAUUCCUCCUGACCAGCAGAGGCUGAUCUUUGCUGGCAAGCAGCUGGAAGAUGGCCGCACGCUUUCCGACUACAACAUCCAGAAGGAGUCCACCCUCCACCUGGCCCUGCGUCUGCGGGGUGGGAUGCAGAUCUUUGUGAAGACCUUGACUGGGAAGACCAUCACCCUGGAGGUGGAGCCAAGCGACACCAUUGAGAACGUCAAGGCCAAGAUCCAGGACAAGGAAGGCAUUCCUCCUGACCAGCAGAGGCUGAUCUUUGCCG
Messenger RNA from Python bivittatus (Burmese python), 595 nucleotides. The record is from RefSeq and is a predicted model, not a curated record. NCBI's taxonomy places the organism in Eukaryota, Metazoa, Chordata, Lepidosauria, Squamata, Pythonidae.